Molecule: messenger RNA, 1074 nt
Organism: Fusarium poae
Lineage: Eukaryota; Fungi; Ascomycota; Sordariomycetes; Hypocreales; Nectriaceae
Exons: 2
Coding region: 1-1074 (357 amino acids)
Molecular function (GO): oxidoreductase activity, acting on NAD(P)H
Source: RefSeq, a predicted model, not a curated record
AUGAAGGAAGCACUUGUCAAGAAGGACAUCUCUGUCGAGAUCGUCGACUCUCCCAUUCCCAAGCCUGGCCCAGGCCAGCUACUCAUCAAGGUUGUCGUCGCAGGCACAAACCCUAAGGAUUGGAAACUUCCUGCUCUCCUUGGAAACGAGGGUAACAGUGGAGAUGAUAUCGCUGGUAUCGUCGAAGCUGUAGGCGAAAACGUCGUUGGUUUCCACAAGGGCGAUCGCGUAGCCGCUUUCCACGAGAUGCGUACUCCCCAUGGUGCAUUCGCAGAGUACGCUAUCGCCGAUUACUACACCACUUUCCAUAUUCCCGACUCCAUUUCUAAUGAGGAGGCUGCUACCAUUCCUCUUGCUGCUUACACUUCCGUAUGCGCUUUGUUCCAAGAGCUUCAGAUCCCUGAGCCUUGGUCGCCGCUUGCCAAGUCGGAAGAGAAGCGUCCUCUACUCGUAUACGGAGCCAGUACAGCUACGGGAGCUUUCGCUAUCAAGCUCGCUGCUGCUGCUAAUGUCCACCCCAUUAUUGCCGUCGGAAGCCAGCGAAGCGAAUUUGUUAAGCCGUUCUUAGAUGAGAGCAAGGGCGAUGUGCUGGUCGACUACACUGCCUACGACACGGAAGAUAAGCUCGUUGCUGCUAUCCAGGACGCUUUCAAGAAGAGCGGUGCACCCGAGGGUCGGUGCUGGAAAGCGUUUGACAGUGUCUCCGAAGACUCGACCGUCAAGCUAGUCACAAGAGCCAUUGCUGGACCUCCCGACGCCAUCGGUCGCAAGCCGAAGAUGACAAACAUUCUCAUGAAGGAAAAGGUCGAGGGAGCUGACCCCAGUGUCGAAGUCGUUUGGUCUAUGGUCGGACAGGUGCACAAGGAGGAUGAGAAGGAUAAGUUGUUGGGCCUGACAUGGGCUACUGCGUUCUCCAGAGGACUUCGCGAGGGAUGGUUGACUCCUCACCCAUACAUCAUUGGGAAGAAUGGUCUGCAUGGUCUCUCCGAGGGACUUCUUGGAUUGAGAGAUGGCAAAACGAGGGCUAAUAAGUUUUUAACAAUUCUGAGUGAGACACCUGGGGCUACGGCUUGA